UUUUCACGUAGAACCCUAAUCAUUCCGCGUUGAUAUAAAUACCACUGGCUGGUUACAUUGGGUACACUUGUUCACAAGUAGCAACAAUAUGCGUGUCCUCGCUUGUUUGGCCCUUCUCUUAGCUGCAGUAGCAGCCGUCCCCUCCAAUCCCCAGAGGAUUGUUGGUGGUUCGGUCACCACCAUCGACCAGUACCCCACCAUUGCUGCUCUUCUGUACUCAUGGAACUUGAGUAGCUACUGGCAGGCAUGCGGUGGUACCAUCAUCAACAACCGUUCCAUCCUUACCGCUGCUCACUGCACAGCUGGUGACGCCGUAAGCAGAUGGCGUAUCCGUCUCGGCUCCACCUGGGCCAACAGCGGUGGUGCCGUUCACAACGUCGCCCAGAACAUCGUUCACGGUUCAUACAACUCCAGAACUUUGGACAACGACAUCGCUAUCCUCCGCUCCGCCUCCACCUUCACCUUCAACAACAAUGUCCGCGCUGCCUCCGUUGCUGGUUCCAACUACUUCCCCGCUGACAACUCUGCCGCCUGGGCUGCCGGAUGGGGAACCACCUCUUCUGGUGCCAGCUCCGGCUCCGAGCAGCUCCGUCACGUGCAGCUGCAGAUCAUCAACCAGAACACUUGCAGAAACAACUACGCUACCCGUGGAAUCACUAUCACCGACAACAUGUUGUGCUCUGGCUGGCCCACCGGUGGUCGCGACCAGUGCCAGGGUGACUCUGGUGGUCCUCUCUACCACAACGGCAUCGUUGUUGGUGUCUGCUCUUUCGGUAUUGGCUGUGCUCAGGCUGCCUUCCCCGGUGUCAACGCUCGUGUAUCCCGCUACACUUCUUGGAUCUCCUCCAACGCAUAAGAUGUGAUAUGUUGCUAAGCAAAUUUUGUGUAAUAAAAUGUAACUUCCACCCAAA
Molecule: messenger RNA, 911 nt
Organism: Spodoptera exigua (beet armyworm)
Lineage: Eukaryota; Metazoa; Arthropoda; Insecta; Lepidoptera; Noctuidae
Source: the annotation of a GenBank genome assembly